Molecule: messenger RNA, 705 nt
Organism: Protopterus annectens (West African lungfish)
Lineage: Eukaryota; Metazoa; Chordata; Ceratodontiformes; Protopteridae
Product: trypsin-like
Exons: 4
Coding region: 1-705 (234 amino acids)
Biological process (GO): proteolysis
Molecular function (GO): serine-type endopeptidase activity
Source: RefSeq, a predicted model, not a curated record
AUGAAGAGCAUUAUACUUUUUGCUUUGUUGGGGGCAGCAGUUGCUUUUCCGAUUGAGGAAGACAAAAUUGUUGGUGGCUAUGAAUGCCCAAAGCACUCAGUUCCCUGGCAAGUCUCAUUAAAUGCUGGAUACCACUUCUGUGGAGGGUCUUUGAUCGCCAGUCAAUGGGUCGUGUCUGCUGCUCACUGUUAUAAAUCAUCCAUUCAGGUCAGACUUGGAGAACAUAAUAUUGAAGUGAAUGAGGGCACUGAACAGUUCAUCAGUUCAUCUAGGGUUAUCAGACAUGAGAGCUACAGCUCGUACACCUUGGAUAACGACAUUAUGUUGAUCAAGCUCAGCAGUCCUGCAAACCUCAACAGCAACGCAAAUGUUGUUCCCCUUCCCAGUUCCUGUGCUUCUGCUGGGACAAGCUGUCUCAUUUCUGGAUGGGGGAAUACCUCUGGCACUGGAUGCUGCUUUUUUGGAUUGGCACGACCCUACUGCUCGUUUUCCAAGCCACGAGGGCCCCAACAGGAAGUGCACAACAUCCGCAAUACGCUUGCUUUCCCAUGGGAGGAACUGAAAGUCCUUUUACUGCUACAGAAGCCGUUUUUAGAGGUGACACUUCUGGGAUUCCGUCUGCAUACUCAGUCCCCCUUCGAGAAGCUAAGUAAUUGGCUUAGCUGUCCAGAAGCUCAGAAAGAAGCUCAAUGGAACUGUAAAUAA